Messenger RNA from Strongylocentrotus purpuratus (purple sea urchin), 1966 nucleotides. RefSeq names its product MKRN2 opposite strand protein (gene mkrn2os). Lineage: Eukaryota; Metazoa; Echinodermata; Echinoidea; Camarodonta; Strongylocentrotidae. The record is from RefSeq and is a predicted model, not a curated record. The coding region runs from base 156 to 821 and encodes 221 amino acids. The transcript is spliced from 6 exons.
UGCCAUUACUAUAUAUGCUGCUAGCUGCUAGUUGUAGGCCUACAGCUAGUGCAGUGUUUGUGGACGAUUGGAUGUGUCUGUUUUGAUUGUGGUCUGGAGUAUAAGCCUGUAGAUUAUCCAUUGCACAUGAAGUACGUAACAAAGAGGAAGAAAGGAUGUCAUCAUCUUACACCAAUCCACCAAUCAUCUCCUUCCAGCAUUGUGAUCCAUUGAAUCACAUACUCUGCUUUAACAAGGUUUUACAGGUCUGCCCAAUUUGCAGAUUGCGUCUUGAUGAUGGGACGGCUGAAUUUCCUUUGCCUCCUGUCAGACUGCCCUCGGUGUUGGUAAAUGCUGUAACCAAACCAUACUGUCUUGUUAUCAAGCCAACCCAUGGUUCAUUUCUACAAUCAUAUAUGCCUGGCCAUUUCUUACAUGCAGGAAUAUCAAAUUCCAAAGGUGUGGUUUACAACUUUGAUGAGAAGGGUAUUCACCAAGACUCCUCAUCCUGGGAACAGUGUGUGGUUAUCCCAUUACUUGGUUGCCAUGACUACGAGAUGAAGCAAGAAUGGGAUGCAGAGCUCCAUCAAUUCUCUAUGCCCUCUGGAUGGACACCUGAGAGAUACCAAGAUGAGGUCCACAACUGUUUUGACUUUGUGGUAGGAUUCCUCAAUCACAUCGAGUACAACCAAACCGUGAGGCGUAUCCCCAGAACAAUCACAAGACAGGAACUCUGUGAGGAUUACAUCGUAUCCAUGACAACCAAGGCUGCACAACUCAUCAGCAUCCACCAUGCAAUCAGACAAGAUGGAUAUGUCAUUCAAAGAGAGUUGCCAAGGUGACAGGUCGUUUUUGACAAACUUCUCAGGAAGUAAAGGGAGGAUAUAGCAAAGUCAGGAUUUGUGUGUACCAUAUCAUCAUUUUGAGCACGUAUCAGAGAUUUCUUUUUGACAUGUAUGUCCAGUUUUAGGGAGGGGAAUUAAAAGGAACUGUAAUUCUGAUUUCAUGUAUACAUUAGGUAAUUGUUGCUAGGUACAGUACCUUUUAUAUUUGUUCACAUGUGCUAUAUGGUAAACCGUUGCGGUCUAACGAGUCAUUUAACGAAAAUACUAAAUAAGUGGCAACUGCAUGAGGAUAAAAAAUAUGCCCAUCAUGCACUUACAAUUUAGGGCUUUUGGAGGCAGUUUUUGAAUUGCGACUAGCAGCUACGAUAUUUGCUGUGCAUGUGAAUUAGAGUUUUGCCCAAUAUUUUGAAACUGUCCAUAACAACUUUCACAAUGCUUUUUAUCUUAAAGUCAACCGUCAACAUUGUUGAAGGUUGAUGAAAAAAACUGUAAUUUUUGUGUGAAAUGUUAAUCACUUAUUAUAUUCCUUCUUAGUAGGCAUACUGCACUAACCUUCUAACAUGCGAACAAUCCUGAAAAGAUUCUCAAACCUCAAAGAUAUCAAUGUGCAACCCCCCCUUAAAUUCUCCCAAACAAUUUUUAAAAUUUUCCAUGAAAAUAAGACAUAAAACAGGCUUUUCAUUAUAUUUCAUUUCAUUUAUUUCACUCUCUUUUAACAAACAUCAAAAAUGUAUACAUGUUUCUUCAUUAUCAACAUAAGACAAAAGGAAGUGGGGAAUCAUGAAAGCAAAAAUUGGCUUGAUGAGAAAGAUGAGAAAGAUACAAACUUAUCUUAUAUUAAAAAAAAACAUUGAACCCUCGGUACAUAUUCUCAACAACAGAGGAAAGAUAAAUCUAAGAUAAAUCUAAGAUAAGGUAAAGACAGUCACAGAAAGAUAAGGAUCGAGAAAGAGAAGAUAAGAAGAAGGAAGUUGCAUCUUGAGUUUUACAUUCUACUUAAUAAAUGACAAUUAAUUUUAUUUUGUUCAGCUGAAAUAACCCUUCUACAUUUAAAGCGUUUCAAUGUAUUGCACUGUUUUAUGUCUUCCGAAUAAAUGGGCCAUGGAAAAAUAUGGAAUCUUUAUAGAGGUUGAAGUACAGUG